Messenger RNA from Exophiala xenobiotica, 1182 nucleotides. RefSeq lists its product as uncharacterized. The transcript is spliced from 2 exons. The coding region runs from base 196 to 882 and encodes 228 amino acids. The record is from RefSeq and is a predicted model, not a curated record. Lineage: Eukaryota; Fungi; Ascomycota; Eurotiomycetes; Chaetothyriales; Herpotrichiellaceae.
GGCAUCUGUGGACAGUGGACAUGUCCUGCAAAGCUCCUUGAAGGGUUGAUAGAAAUAGCUUCGGUCUUGGCCUGCAAAGCUUCGCAUCCUUUCGAAAGAUCUUCUUCCCACCCUACUACGAGUAUAGUGGUUUCUUGGGGGACAUUUGCAACUCAGAUCAUAGGUCCAAAAGUUCUUCCAUAACCUGCAGUAGCCAUGCAAUUCACAUCCUCCCUCACCCUUUUGUCCUUGUGGGCCGCCUGCGCUUCGGCACACUUCAUUCUACAGUAUCCUCGCUCGCUGGGCUUUGACGACGAUACCGAAGGCACGGGACCGUGUGGUGGCUUUGAUGUUUCCUUCAACUCAUCUGACGAUAGUGUCCCUGUUGAUGGCUUCCCAGUCUCGAUGUUGAGCACUCAUCCUGCCGCGGACUGGCUCUUCCGUGUCACCCUUGACCAAAAAGCUCCAUUCAACUGGACCAACCUCCUACCGGUCGUCUCAGAGACCGGUCUGGGACAAUUCUGUCUGCCCAACCUCAAAGCGCCCUCUGAUUUCGCGGGCAAAAGUGGUGUCGUCCAGGUGAUUCAGCAUGGUCCCGAUGGAAUUCUUUACCAGUGCGCUCCAGUCAGCUUUGUUACUGGUGUCAACACCACUGUCGGCUCAAGUUGUACCAACGUUACAGGUUUGACGGCAACGGUAACGAAUGAUACCAAUUUUGAUACCAGUUCCUCGUCUGGUUCGGCAACGUCAAGCAUGGCCAGCAGCACCGGCUCAGCAUCGAGCACAGUGUCUGGUGCAGGCGCAUCUGCAAGCUCAUCUGGACUAGCCGCCGCCACGAACGCUCCAGUGCUGGUACAAAACCUCCUCAUAGCCGCUGGAAUUGCAGCACCGCUACUAAUUUAGCGAGAUGGCUCUUCGAAUGGCCAAAGGGCGGCAAGGUCCGUAGAGGAGAGGAGAACUUGUGUCAAGAGGAGGAGCAGAGAGCAUACCAGUCUUCGGAGGGCGCGAAACACAACACCAAGAACAGCGCAGAACACCAUGAGAACCAGUAGGGUUCUCUUCUUAAUGUGUUUAGGUAGACAUGAAAAAGACUGACCUGGCCCAUGUAUUGCAUGUUGUCUGCCUCGCCAUUUUGUUUUGUAGCACGCACGCGUAUGCAAUUCUCAAGAAAGAAGUUGUGCAGGACACCUGGUGAACUGAUUA